This is a messenger RNA of Cygnus olor (mute swan), 2625 nucleotides long. It is a transcript of the gene RIC8B, whose product is annotated as RIC8 guanine nucleotide exchange factor B. Gene Ontology annotation, molecular function: G-protein alpha-subunit binding; guanyl-nucleotide exchange factor activity. The transcript has 10 exons. Bases 8 to 1654 code for a protein of 548 amino acids. Lineage: Eukaryota; Metazoa; Chordata; Aves; Anseriformes; Anatidae. The record is from RefSeq and is a predicted model, not a curated record. Gene Ontology annotation, cellular component: cytoplasm; plasma membrane. Gene Ontology annotation, biological process: G protein-coupled receptor signaling pathway.
GGGCGGCAUGGAGCGGGGCGAGGAGCGGGGCGCGGGGCUGGGAGCCGGGCUGGGCGCCGCGCUGGAGGCCGCGCAGGGCCAAGGGGCCGCCGAGGCGGUGGAGCGGGCCCUGGCGCGGUACAACGAGGAGAAUCGGGCCAUUUUCAGAUUUGAUCCAGCAGAUGAAGAUAAAAGAAAGAAACUAUGCGAGGAGAUUCUAAACAUCCUUGAAAAAGACACGAAAACUUCAUGUCAAGUUGCCUGUCUGGAAGCCCUGCGGAUUCUCUCCAGGGACAAGACUGUUUUAGUGCCUGUAACCACGAAGAGGAACAUGCAGAUUCUUAUGAGACUAGCAAAGCUGGACACUGUGGAAGACCCUUUGGAGAAGGUGUCUGAAUUUCCUGUUAUAGUAGAAGCUUUAAAAUGCCUCUGUAACAUAAUUUUUAAUAGUGCUGUUGCACAGAAGCUCAGUUUGGAACUGAAUCUUGCAGCCAUGCUCUGCAAUCUUCUGAAAAAAUGCAAGGAUCAGCAGCUUGUUGGUGACAUUAAAUGCUUUGAUUUGCGUCUUCUCUUCCUCUUGUCGCUUCUGCACACAGAUAUUAGGUCACAGUUGCGUCAGGAACUGCAAGGGGUGCAAGUUUUGACGCAGGCCUUGGAAAGUUCCCUGAAUGUAAGAUGGACAGAAGAAUAUAAAGCAGCGGAAGAUCGUGACAGGCCUCCUUUAUCUCUGCAAGAGACAGAUUGUGCCAUUGAGGCACUGAAGGCGCUUUUUAAUGUAACACUUGACAGCUGGAAUGUCCACAGCAAGAAUGAAUCUCAUCAAUUUCGUUACAUGGCUGCCAUCCUUCGACACUGCUUAUUAACCAUGGGCCCUACUGAAGACAAAACUGAAGAGUUGCACAGCAAUGCAAUCAACCUCUUAAGCAAUGUUCCUGUUUCUUGCUUGGAUGUUCUUAUUAGUCCAUCUUCCCAAGAGGAAACAGAUAUAAAAUACAACGGUAUGAAUAUGGGAGCAAUUCAGAUUUUACUGGAUUUCAUGGAGAAGAGAAUUGACAAGGGAAGCAGCUAUAGAGAAGGUCUGACUCCAGUUCUCAGUUUAUUAACUGAAUGCUGCCGAACUCAUAGGAAUAUCAGGAAGUUUAUCAAAGCUCAGGUACUGCCUCCACUAAGAGAUGUGUCGAAUCGUCCAGAAGUUGGCACAACAGUGAGAAACAAGCUGGUGCGCCUUAUGACACAUGUUGACCUUGGAGUAAAGCAAAUUGCAGCAGAAUUCCUUUUUGUUCUUUGUAAAGAGAGAGUUGACAGCUUGUUAAAAUACACAGGCUAUGGUAAUGCAGCAGGAUUGCUGGCAGCAAGGGGCCUGUUAGCAGGAGGAAGAGGAGAUCAUUGGUACUCAGAUGAUGAAGAUACAGAUACUGAAGAAUACAAAUCUGCAAAGCCAAACAUUAACCUUAUCACUGGUCACUUAGAAGAACCGAUGCCCAAUCCAAUGGAUGAAAUGACAGAAGAACAAAAAGAAUAUGAAGCUAUGAAGCUUGUCAACAUGUUUGAUAAACUUUCCAGAGAUGAACUUAUAAAACCAAUGGGAGUGCGGCCGGAUGGUACAAUGGCUCCUUUGGAAGAAGCAGUCAGCCAGUACCAUACCAACAAGCAAGACAGCUCAGAUUCAGACUAAAGCAUCACCUGCUUCACUCUCAAUUCUCCUCCAACCCACGUUUUUCCUUAGAGCCACGACAUCUUUUAUCUAGGCGUUUUAUCCUCGCGUUAGCCAGCGUCACUGUAACUGUUCUAUUAUUGGGAUAUUUAAAUGAUGGAUCCUGUGGUGUAAUGUCUGCAUUUUUAUUAUGUCUGUUCAAAGAACAUACCAAUUUAUUAGUUUACGAUCUUUAUUAAUUUAAAACUAAAUGUAUUUCAAAGGGAUAAAAAGUGAAAGCCUACAAUGUAAAAUAAAAUAUAAACAUUUUGAUUUUCCAGAAUCCUGUUUUCUGAACUCUGUAGGUUUUCCCAUUCUUUAUAUAUAUCUUUUUGUAUUGUCUUGCUAGUCUCUCUUUCCUUUUGUAUGAUUCUAAUUAAAGAAAGGAGUUUGCUUAAUGGCAUUUAGGAGCAGAGGGUGUUUAAACUUUGACUGACCGUGUAAAGCUGCUUUAACUGGCAUUCAGCAGUGAUUUCAGAGCUGCCCUUUUUAAAUGUCAUUGAUAAAAUCUUACGCAGUAGCUUAACCACAGACACGCGUAGUGGUAAGAAAUCCAGUGUGUCACCGACUGCCACUAAAACUACCUUUAAAUUGGGAACAAGAUGAUGUAUGUUGUAUGUCCUCUCCCCCACACACACAUUAAGACCACACAAGUAUUACCACCAACACCCCGCACUUUGGUUAAGUAAAAACAUCCCUAUUCAAAACAGCCUUCAAGUAUAUACACUUAAAUGUGGCCAUGAAUCGCAGUGGACUGAAGAGAAGUGCAUGUGGAAGUGUUUUACUGAAUUGGGGCCUAACGGGUGUGCCUCACCUGAAGGGAAGUCAAACUAACAACAAAGAAAUAGUUCCCUUUUUAGGGAAAACUUAGGAAGGAUGGAAAGGUAGGAAGGAGAAGAAAGUGUAAUUUUCAACUGUGUACUCUUAAAGAUUAAAGUUCUAGGCGUGCUGCA